AUGGUUUCGUGGUUGAUGACAAUCAAGGCGGUGCUAAUUUCAAGCGGCGUAGCUCUGUUUCUUAAGGUCUCUGUUCCGGUUGCUGUUGAUUUAGCUCCGAUGUUGUGGAUUUCGUUGAUUUCGUGGCUGAAACCGCCGUAUCUUUACGUCAUCACUAACGGAAUCAUCAUCACUAUCGUCGCUUCUUCAAAGUAUUACCGAAGCUCUGGUCACCGUGACGAGGAAGACGAUGGGAUCGUAUACGGUGGCGAGUAUAAGAUCCAGCCGGAGACGAUUGUUGACGAUCAAGCUUCUCCGAGGAUACUGGUUGUGAAGGAUUUGGAUCCAGAUUUCGUAGUCGCGAAUCCGCCGCCUCAGGAACCGGAGGUGGUUACGGCGGUUGUGUAUGACGAUGCGGUGGAUAUAGCGGAGGAUGAAAUUGAAUCGGAGAUUAAGAGUGUGAUUAUGGUGGAGAGUUCAGAUCUCGUUGAAUCCGGUGUAGAUGAUGAGGUUUUACCGCCGGUGAUUUCAAAUCGGAAUCUUCCGAUGAUCGAAUCGGAGAAUCUUCCUCCGACUGAGAAACCGUUAGUUUCUUCAAGGUUCAGCCACCGGAAAUCUGGGAAAGCCAGUCCAGAAGGUGGAAGAGCGUUGAGAGUGACGAAGGCGAAGAGGAACAACGAUACGCUUGAGAAUACGUGGAAGAUGAUAACGGAAGGUAAGUCAACGCCGUUGACCAGACAGUUAUACCGGAGAUCCGACACGUUUGGCCGUGGAGAUUCCGGCGGCAGCGAGGCGAAACCGGUGAUGAGGAAAGAGCCGUCGCUGAGUCAGGACGAGUUGAAUCGGAGAGUUGAAGAGUUUAUUAAGAAGAUUAAUGAGGAGAUGAAGUUGCAGAGGUUGGAGUCGUUGAGACAGUACAAAGAGAUCACUAGUCGUGGGGUUUAG
Molecule: messenger RNA, 924 nt
Organism: Arabis nemorensis
Lineage: Eukaryota; Viridiplantae; Streptophyta; Magnoliopsida; Brassicales; Brassicaceae
Source: the annotation of a GenBank genome assembly